UAAGGGCAUUUAUUCGUGUGAUGAGCAUGGAUAUUUAUUCCGGCGUGAUGGGUGUUAUCUAUAUAUUUAAGUAUUUAUAAAUAUUUAUAAUUAUAUUAUAUAUAUCGUUGUCUAAGUACCCUCAACACAAGCCUUAUUGAGCUUAUACUGUGGGACUUAGUCCAUUUGUGUAAUAAUGUCCUAUAAUAUUUAUUAUUAUAUAUUUUAUUAUUAUUACACAUUUUUAAAGUGAGUUUUAGACCUAUGUUCGUGAUUUUUUUCUAUCGAGUGAAAGUCAAACAAUCAGGAUUUUAAUCAAUGAAGUCACUAGAGAAAAUCCUCAUCAUUGCUGUUUACAUUUUUGGCAACCGCAUUGUGAUCUAAAAAACGGUACGAUUUUAAAAAAACUCCGCUCUGAACCUACGGUACCUUAAGUCACACGAACCCGUCGCUAAAGCCACUCUCAUACGAACGAAGUUAUGCUCUCAUUAAAAAAAAAACGUUCAUUUUAUUUCAGAAUAUUGUUUUAAAAUGAGAGCGUGACUGUUAAUUCCUGUCGCUUGCCAUAAUGACGGCUUGACAGGUUAUUCCUAUAAAGAUACAAGCAUGUUUUGCGGGCUACAUUGGUUACCUUAAUUUCUCUGGUAUCCUCGUUUGAACCAUUCAACAAUAUAGUAUUCACUGCUCUUACAUAUUUUAUUACACAAUCUAGCUGAUAGCUAACUCCUGCAAGGACUCCAAGCUAGGGCCGUAGGUAGGGGAGCUCAAUGUGAGUGUAAACAAAGAUAGGUUGAAACACCGUCAAUUUUGAGAUCUAUAACUGUCUUCGAGCAACGCCGGCUUCCAAUCCGACACGUCGAAAGGGAGGAGCUCAAGCGGUAUCAUACCGUACAAAUAAUUCUGCCAUUUUUUGCGAGGAGAUACGUGCUCACAGUCGCACUUCUCACUCACUACAUACGAAAUCCAAUCUGUAAUGACGACACAAAUACCUAGAAAAUGACAUACUUCAAUGACAAAUCUUCCACACCUCGAUCUAUGUGUACGGACGAGUCACAAUAUGCACCGCCCUAGGUACAGUUAUUUAGUUAUUUUUAUUUAAAAACAAAUCAAAGUUACUAACUAUUCACUAUUUAUACAAAAUAACAUAAAAAAGGUUUUCCCGACCAGCGUUUAAAGACAUAGUGUGCAGUAACAGCCCAAAAAGACCGAAGCCUGUGCUAGGGCUAAUUGCAAAUAGGGCUAAUUACAAAUCUUGCGACAUACUCAGAGAGAGUUGUACCUAUGCUUCAGCAGAGGGGAUAUAGCACGAAUGCCGUCUCCCUUGCCGGUGUUGCUCGAAGAUAACUGUUAUAGAGCUGUAAGAAACGAUGUUUAACCGCGUCCCACCAUCCACUGGUACCUCAAUAUGUGUCCUUGCCUCAAGACUGGUAACAUGUCUCAACUUUGAAACAUGUUUGCCCGAUGUUUCAUUUACCCACUUUUUAUUUGACCGAAAGCGUGCUUUUCAAAAACCGUUAAAUUUUUCAAACUUUUGAAAAAAGCAUCAUGUAGAAAUCUUCGGGUUCGUUAAGGUUUGAUUGGUGAAUUCAACGGUUUUUAGAAAACACGCGUUCGGUCAAAUGAAAAUUUCUGGAUUUUAAUAAUCAGAAUUAAAAUUUUCGGAGAUGAGAUAGGUAAUCCUCAAGAGGAUUAUAAAUACUGACGUUGCUGCGAUGCGACUGCUACAAUAUUGACAUUGAUUCCACUUACCUCUCUUUUUUUUAAUACUACGGUGGCAAACAAGCAUAUGGCCCGCCUGAUGGUAAGCAGGAUGGUUUUAACUCAUAUGAUUCUUGAUGGAGGUAAAUCAGCCAUUAAAUAGUCGGCAGGUUUUGGGUUAGCCUUGAAGCAUUUGUGACAUUUACGAAUUAAUCGUUUAAUGACAGUCCGAGAAGACAAAAUGCAGAAUUGUUUACGCAGUAACAACAGUCGCACGGGCGGGGCGUUAUAUGCAAAUUUAAAUCAUGAUAAUAAAUAUAAUAAUCUAUCAACAAAGUUGGUCUCCCCAGCUUCCUUCCCUUUUAUUCGGUGAUCAGUCUAUGCUGGUUACCCGUUUCAAAGGUGUUCUCGCACUAGGUAAGCCGUUGCGAAUUCACCACACCUCUGGAUUAAACCAUUAAUCUCUAGGUGAUUUUGCAAAGGAGCGGUUCAAAGCAUUUAUAGUCGUUUGAUAAUCGCGCGAAGCGAAAUCAGUUUUAAAAAGAUUUACUCGAAAAAAGACUCAAAUUAUACCGUCCACGAGCACUGCAUCUGCGAGAAGACAACAUGCAUCACGGUCUGCCAAAUUAUACAACGUUAUCAACGAAUAUUUAUCCUACUACAUCAUAUGAGGGCAAGACUAGGGGGGUAAGAUUAAGAAUUCAUAACCUUUUGUAGAUGAGCGGUUUUCUGUUAAUACAGGUAUCUUGAAUACUUAAAAAGAGGCACCAGCACAUUUUAUUUUAUUUAUUUAUUUAAUUAACUCGGGUAUCGAAAGUCUCGCUAUGAUAGUUGUUGUUCACAUAGUUGAAUUGGCUUCACUAGGGCUGCUCGGAUACUCGAUCUGUAUGUUAUAGAUAUAAGAAUACGAUCAUAUUACUUACUCAAUACUGUUGUUCCAGAUAGUGAUCGACGCCGACCGCCGCCGGGGCUUGCUAUGAAGCGCAAACUAUGCGCGGGUCCUUCGUUUAACUUCUCAUGCGAAGACGACAUGGAGGAGCUGAAUGUGGCGGCUCUCUCCCGCCGCAAGGAGUCGGCGGCGCCGCUGACGGGGGACAAAGACGGCGCUAUAUUCGGCUUCUCAUACCCUCUCGCUCUGGUGCUGCGCCUGCGCGUACUACAGAUCGUAUGUGGAAUAUCAGCCAUGGUGAUGGGUAGCGUGGCCUUCAUAGAAGAGAGGCAGAAAUUCAACAUGGGUCUCGGCAUACCUGCUGGAGGGAUCAGCGUUUUAGCAGCUGCUGUGUCCAUCCACACAUCGCGAGGUUGGGCUGUGACAAGCGGAGCGACAGCGGGCGCAGGCGUGGCGAGCGUGUUAUGGGCGGGUGCGGCAUGUCUUCUGAUUGCACUGGUAGUGCAGUGCUGCAGGACGAUAAUGGGACCACCUGGGUUAGAACAUGGAGAUGCAUAUGACGAGGAAUCCCGUCCAUCUCCCCGUGACCUGGUCGUCAUAGCGUGCGUGCAAAUCGCUCUCGCUUGUGCUACGCUCCUGAGCGCGGCCGUGUGCGCGCGGAUUGACUGCGCAUGACGCGAACCUCCGCGGGCACUCGCACGCCGCCGCGUGUCCGCGCCCGCAAAUCCCGCGCCUACCCCUCCUAGGGAUAAGGGAGGAAGGGUAGCUUGGUUGAUAUAAAGUGUGACCUGUGCUAAGAAGCCAUGGGCAUAAUACAUAUUCAUAAACGUUAAAAGUGUGACUCAAAUGGUGUUGAUAAUAGUGAAAAUUACUAAGAUAGAAUGUAUACGUUUGAAUGAUGCGGUGGAUUGUAUUAUAGUACAAUUAAAUUUUGUGGUAGUAAGGCUA
Molecule: messenger RNA, 3514 nt
Organism: Cydia pomonella (codling moth)
Lineage: Eukaryota; Metazoa; Arthropoda; Insecta; Lepidoptera; Tortricidae
Exons: 5
Coding region: 2654-3241 (195 amino acids)
Source: RefSeq, a predicted model, not a curated record